UCUUUUCCCUGUCUUAAUAAACUCGUCUUUGCUUCUUCAUCUUUCAGAGACAAGCACCAAAUAAAUUUGGAGCAAACCAUAGCAGAAGAAAAAGGGUACCCCUGUGGAGGACCAAGAGAAAUAUUAUCUAUCCCAAAACAUAUACAUAUACAUUUGUGUAAAGGCGGUGGUGGGCAAAAAGAGAGGGUGAAAUGCUAGCUGAAGCGAAGGUGGGUGGUGAAGACUUGAACUUGUGUUUUGAGAAGCUGAUGAUGGUUGCUGCUGGAAAUAGUGGUGAGGGAGUUAAGAUGGAUGGUCUGGUGAUCACAGAGUGGAAAGAUAUUCCCAUGGAGCUGCUGUUGAGAAUUGUUUCUCUAGUCGAUGAUCGGACUGCGAUUGUUGCAUCUGGUGUUUGUAGUGGGUGGAGGGAUGCCAUUUGCUUGGGUCUCACCCAGCUCUGUCUCUCAUGGUGCAGAAAGAACAUGAACAAUUUGGUUCUAUCUCUUGCUCCUAAAUUCACCAAAUUGCAAACUCUGAUACUGCGCCAAGAGAACCCACAGCUUGAAGACAAUGCUGUGGAGACUAUUGCAAAUUUUUGUCAUGAUCUGCAGGACUUGGACCUCAGCAAAAGUUUCAAGCUUAGUGACCGCUCAUUGUAUGCGUUGGCCCAUGGUUGUCCUAACCUUACAAAACUUAACAUUAGUGGCUGCACAUCUUUCAGUGAUGAAGCUCUUGAAUAUUUGACUAAUUUUUGUCGAAAACUGAAAAUAUUAAACCUUUGUGGAUGUGUUAAAGCUGCUACUGACCGUGCAUUGCAGGCUAUUGGACAAAACUGCAACGUGUUGCAAUCUUUAAAUCUGGGAUGGUGUGAGAAUGUUGGUGAUCUAGGAGUGAUGAGUCUUGCAUAUGGAUGCCCUGAUCUCAGAUGCUUCGAUUUGUGUGGAUGUGUCCUCAUAACAGAUGAUAGUGUGAUUGCUUUGGCAAAUGAGUGUCUCCAUUUGAGGUCACUCGGCCUCUACUAUUGUCGCAACAUCACAGACAGGGCGAUGUACUCACUGGCUCACAGCCGAGUGAAGAACAAGCCUUCAAUGUGGCAAUCCAUGAAGGGCAGAUAUGAUGAGGAAGGUCUUAGAAGUCUCAAUAUAAGCCAGUGUACUGCACUUACUCCUUCAGCUGUUCAGGCAUUAUGCGAUACAUUCCCUGCUCUUCACACCUGCUCUGGAAGGCAUUCCCUUGUUAUGAGUGGCUGCUUGAAUUUAACAUCUGUGCAUUGUGCUUGUGCUGUCCAAGCACAUCGCCAGAUGGACAGUAUUCCCCAUACAGCUCAUUGAAGGGGAUGUUAAUGUUGAUAUUGUAAGUAAAUGUACUUAUCUAAGGGCUUAGAGGCACUAGAUUUCCUUGUAAAUAGGAUUUUGUUGAGAAGUAUAUAUUUGUUAUAUCGUCGGACAUCAUGGACUGAGAACACUUUGGACUUGUAA
Molecule: messenger RNA, 1457 nt
Organism: Theobroma umbraticum
Lineage: Eukaryota; Viridiplantae; Streptophyta; Magnoliopsida; Malvales; Malvaceae
Gene: SKP2B
Product: RNI-like superfamily protein
Cellular component (GO): cytoplasm
Molecular function (GO): protein binding
Source: RefSeq, a predicted model, not a curated record